UGGCUCUCUCUCUCUCUCUCUGCUCUGCGCUCUGCUCUUUCUCGGUAAAAUACCAAACAGCAACAAGAAUCGUGGAGACCCAGGAGGCGAAGGCGACGACCCCACCGAGAACAGAACAGCGUUAAAAAGCUCUCACUUUGAGACCUCUUCCUCUCUCUCUUGGUGGGUGGGGUUCUUGUUUGGACCUUGAGGCUUGAGCUUCCGGGAGCUGUGGAGGUUCUUGAAAUGGUGCAAGGAGAGAAGCCGGACGGCGGCGGCGGUGGCGGCGCGGCCGUGGAUGGGAGCCUUCCGGGCUUCUCUCCGGCGGCUUCGAGCCCUCGGAUUUUCUGGAAAUCUCGCAAGAGAUCAGUUAGUGGGAAGUUGUUGAACGAGGUAGCAGAUGCUGCUGAUAAACUUCCCGACAAGCAGGAAUAUGUGCCGACAGAUGAGAAUAUGCAAGACUCGAUGCAGAUGCCUCCACUAUCCGAGCGUCGAAAGGCUCUGUUUGAGCCAUUGGAGCCUGUGGGUAGCGCCAAGGGCCGACGGCCAUCAAAUGAGUCUUUGCUGCCACCGCCCGACUUCGAUACUGCGAGCUAUCCACGAGGCUGGCUGAUCGGGAAAAGGCGAAAGCUUGUGAAUGUCGACGUGGUUGAAUCCAUGAGAAGGAUUGCUGUUCAAGAGAUGAACAGAAAGGACAGGGAAAUUGAUGGCCUGAAUGAGCAGUUGGAGGAGGAUGCGCAGUGUCUCGAGCAUCUGCAAGUGCAGCUACUCGAUGAAAAGAGCAAGCGCUCCGAGGUCGAGAGAGAGAAUACGAUGCUGCGGGACCAGAUAUCGAUGCUGAUGAACAUGCUGGACGAAAAUGAAUCGAUGGAAGAUGUGCCCGACGAGCCUUAGACACGGCCAUGUUGGUAAAAACCUGUUCUUUCUUUCAUUCUCUGUUUCAAUUUAAAAGAGUCUAUGAAUAUAAACGUAUGAAAACAGCAAGGCAUAGCUGGACCGUAAGAAUAUGCAUGUUCUUUGAUAUGUUACUUUUCCUCCCAAAAUUCGUUUUAGAGGGUUAGAGACUCCUUUGUUAUCGAGGUAGCUGUGAGUGUCAUUAUCUAUCUGGUAAAGACAAAAAAAAAUAUAGGAAAUUAGCUGAUACCAUGUAAGUGCAGGUUCCUGUUUGUAAUUGAAAUUGAACAUAUCGGGUCUGUAAUACAAAAGUCUGUUGAUAUAAA
Syzygium oleosum is the source of this 1199-nucleotide messenger RNA. Its product is annotated as protein HEADING DATE REPRESSOR 1-like. Lineage: Eukaryota; Viridiplantae; Streptophyta; Magnoliopsida; Myrtales; Myrtaceae. The coding region runs from base 226 to 873 and encodes 215 amino acids. The record is from RefSeq and is a predicted model, not a curated record. The transcript is spliced from 3 exons. Gene Ontology annotation, biological process: regulation of flower development.